AGGGAAGGCGAGAUAUUCCCUGCCGAUCCCGCUCUGAGCAGGAGGGGGCGCUGUCGCUACCGAAGCGCCUGAAGUCAGGGCGGAGCCAGCGGAGUGGCUAUGGCGGAGCCGGGGAGCCGCGAGGCCCCGGAGCGCAGCCAGGCGCUCAGCGCGGAGGACAAGUUGCAGCUCCGGAAAGAGAAGAAGCAGCAGAAGAAAAAGCGCCGCGAAGCCGAGAAGGAGCCCAAGCCGCCCCCCGAUGGGCUCGCCCACCCCAGUCCCGCGCCUGCUGGGCAGCUGCCUCCGCCAGGGCCGGAACCUACCACGCCGGGUCCUCCUGACAAAGCCUGUGGUGGCGAACGGGCGGGCCCGGGCAAAAGUAAGGCUGAGCUGCGAGCUGAGCGCCGGGCCAAGCAGGAGGCCGACCGGGCGUUGAAGCAAACUCGGAAAGGCGAUCCGACUCAAACAGCCGUGCCUCCCAAGCCUCGGGUAGGACCCACUGAAGCCCAGCCAGCGGUCAAGAGGCUCCCAGAACAUGUGCAGGUGGAUGAUCCAGCUGCCCAAAAAAAGCUAGCCAAAAAGUUGGAGCGUCAGCAGGUCCCUAUGAGGCCAGAUUAUGGUGCCAAAGUUAGUCUCUUCUCCCACUUGCAUCAAUAUAGUCGCAAAGAGUUGCUGACACAACAGAUGAGCAUCCCAGUCUCCACCAUCCAUCCUGCAGUAGUGCGUCUUGGCCUCCAGUACUCUCAGGGCAUCAUCAAUGGCUCCAAUGCUCGGUGUAUUGCACUCCUAAAAGUUUUCAAACAGGUGAUUAGAGACUAUACCACUCCGGCCAACGAGGAACUUUCACGGGACCUUGUAAACAAGCUGAAACCGUACAUCAGCUUCCUGACCCAGUGCAGGCCCCUCUCUGCCAGCAUGGGCAAUGCCAUCAAAUUCCUUAAGAAAGAGAUAUCCUCACUGCCAGGGACCAUACGAGAAGAGAAGGCCAAGGAGCAACUUCAGGAGACAAUUGACAAAUAUGAGCGGGAGAAGAUUUUUCUGGCAGCUGAAGCCAUUUCCAAAUUUGCCUUUGAGAAGAUCAAUGAUGGCGACGUCAUCCUUGUCUAUGGAUGCUCAUCCUUGGUGAGCCGCAUACUCUGUGAGGCUCAUGCCAAUCGUGCCUUCCGAGUGGUGGUAGUGGACAGUCAGCCACGGUUAGAAGGCCGGGAGACACUGUGUCGCCUGGUGAAACAGGGAGUCCGCUGCAGCUAUGUGCUGAUUAAUGCCAUCUCCUACGUGUUACCUGAGGUUUCUAAAGUGCUGUUAGGAGCUCAUGCACUAUUAGCCAAUGGGUCAGUGAUGUCACGUAUGGGCACCUCACAAAUUGCACUGCUUUCCAAGGCCUAUAAUGUGUCUGUACUAGUCUGCUGCGAGACCUACAAGUUCUGUGAUCGGGUUCAGACCGACUCCUUUGUUUCCAAUGAACUUGAUGAUCCAGAUGACCUGAUUGGGUCAAAAGGAAAGAGCCGUCCAUUAUCCAACUGGCAGGAAAGCAAAUCGUUGCGCCUUCUCAAUUUAGUCUAUGAUGUGACCCCUCUAGAAUUGGUGGAUCUAGUCAUUACAGAGUUGGGGAUGAUCCCUUGCACUUCUGUUCCUGUUGUUCUGCGUGUCAAGAAUGUAGAGCAGUAAUGUUGGAAGAGUGAAUAAACCUGUCUGUCUCUGU
Pantherophis guttatus is the source of this 1681-nucleotide messenger RNA. NCBI's taxonomy places the organism in Eukaryota, Metazoa, Chordata, Lepidosauria, Squamata, Colubridae. The record is from RefSeq and is a predicted model, not a curated record.